Molecule: messenger RNA, 681 nt
Organism: Dama dama (fallow deer)
Lineage: Eukaryota; Metazoa; Chordata; Mammalia; Artiodactyla; Cervidae
Product: ferritin heavy chain-like
Exons: 1
Coding region: 1-681 (226 amino acids)
Biological process (GO): iron ion transport; intracellular iron ion homeostasis
Cellular component (GO): cytoplasm
Molecular function (GO): ferrous iron binding; ferric iron binding
Source: RefSeq, a predicted model, not a curated record
AUGGGAACGGUUCGACGAGUCCGCUGGCGCCGGCGCCCGCGCCCGCGCCCGCGCCCGCAUCCCGGCCGAUUCCAGCCCGGCAGACACCUCAUCCGAGCCGCCAUUUCCUGGUUCUUGGAGUGGCCCGCCGUGCUGCCCACACCGCCCUCACAGGUGCGUUGCAACUACCGCCCUGAGUGUGAGGCCGCGGUCCACAAGCACGCCGCCCUGGAGUCACACGCCUCCUUCCAGUGCCGGGCCGUGGCCUUCUACCUCGACUGUGAUGAUGUGGCCCUGAAGAAUUUCUCCCGCUUCCUUCUGCUCCGCUCCCACCAGCACAGCAGGACAGCCGAGAGCCUGGCGUUGCUGCAGAACCAGCGUGGGGGCCGCGUCUGCUUCCUCGACAUCAGACAGCCCGAGACCCAAAAGUGGGAGAGCGGACGCCAGGCCAUGCAAGACACCCUGCACCUGGAGAAGUGCGUCAACCAGAGCCUCCUCGACCUGCACCAGCUGGCCAUUGAGAGCUGCGACGCCGACCUGUGCCACUGCCUGGGGACCGGCUACCCGGACCAGCAGGUCAAGUUCAUCAAGGAGCUGGAGGACCAUGUCAGCAGCCUGAGCAACGCGGGGUCCCCGGAAGGUGCCCUGGCAGAGUACUUCUCUGACAAGCUCACCCUGGGUGAUGGCGACAAGGAGGACUGA